Messenger RNA from Girardinichthys multiradiatus, 8839 nucleotides. Its product is annotated as cyclin-dependent kinase 12-like. Gene Ontology annotation, molecular function: ATP binding; cyclin-dependent protein serine/threonine kinase activity; cyclin binding. NCBI's taxonomy places the organism in Eukaryota, Metazoa, Chordata, Actinopteri, Cyprinodontiformes, Goodeidae. Bases 743 to 4732 code for a protein of 1329 amino acids. The record is from RefSeq and is a predicted model, not a curated record. Gene Ontology annotation, biological process: positive regulation of transcription elongation by RNA polymerase II; protein phosphorylation; transcription elongation by RNA polymerase II. The transcript has 15 exons. Gene Ontology annotation, cellular component: cyclin/CDK positive transcription elongation factor complex; nucleus.
GUUGUUAGUCAUAGGAGCCACAAUGGCGAUUGUAGUCUCCUUCAGAUAGGGCUGUGGAUGAUACUAAAUCCACUAGCAUCGCCCUAAAUAUAGGCCUGGUUGAUUUCCAGAGCCAUUAAUAAUAAACUGGAACAUCUACUACACACGAAAAUACUAUGAUUUCUGAUCAAUAUUGAAUCUAUAGGGGAUAAAAUUUACAUUAAAGGGAACAUGUAAACAGCACCAACCGGGUCAAGUUUUCAUUUUGUUGGAGAAACGAGCGUCUUUUACUCAAGGCGUUUGCUUGUUUCUGAAAGCUCAGACCGUUAUUCUGUGGAAUAAAAAUACGUUUUCUUAACUUGGCAUCGGACAAGGACAGCUUUCACAAAGGGACUUUUUCUUUUUUAGGAGUCCGCUCGCUAGCUGUCGAGCAAUAGCUAGCUGUGCUAGCUACGUUGAGGCGGAGGCGAUCCACAGUGCUCCUAUGUUUGGUUUGGACCUUCUUCAUUCACUGACUGACUCAGAGUUCAAACUUUGCUGCAUAGUAAAACCACCUUGGAUUUUUUUUUCUUGUUUUGGCACUACUCUUGGUGAGCGAAUGGAAUGAAUUGGCGCCGAGGAGGACUGGACGUGAGCGGCCUUGAGUGUUCAUUUUGUGCUUAUGUUUUUUCUGUUUCUGCUUUGCAACAUUUGUUUCGACAGUUGAAGUAGCCGUUGUUUUCUUGUGGAUGAAUCUCUCGGAACACGGAAGCCGGCGUGAGGUAUGCCAGGGUCGGACCGACACCAUGGGACCAAGAGGAAGACGGAUCCGAGCGGCGGCGUGCCACAUCAGACCCAAGGCCCGGCUCAUACCUCUGAGGGAAACAUGACGAGCAAAGACAGUUUUGCCCCCGGUAAUACGGCGCCUCCUGGUGUCAACACGGUGAAACCUCUGGUGGAGUACGACGACAUCAGCUCCGAGUCGGACACUUUUUCGGACCCCCCUUCCUCCAGGCCUUCUGAGAGGGGGGGUGGGGACCGACUGGAUCCCUCGCCUUCACCCGAACACGACGGAGACGAUAUCAGCAGAGAGCCUGAGAGAGAGAACAAGAGUCAAAGACUCUCCCGGAAAAAGCCUAAGGACCCUAAUAAAGUUAGAGACUCUGGGAAUGGGGAGCAUGGGUACAAAAAAAAGAGCAGCAAAGAUCGUGAAAAGGGCAACACUGGGAAAGUCAAGGAGAAAACUGCUUCCUCAGGCUCCUCGACCAAACGCCAGCUCCAACCAGAGGGUAACACCAAGCGUGGAGAGUCAGCGCUCUCUGUACAGACUGCAGCCAGUGUAGGUAGCACUACAUCAUCUACAUCUUCAUCUCGCAGUAAGGAGAGCAGUCGCUCAGGGAAGUCUCAUAAAGAGAGGCAACAGCGAAGAGAAGGCCGAGGAGAUGGAAACCGUGGCUCUUCCCAUAGGAGCCGGACAGACCGGACUCACCGCAAGUCCGCCAAGAGCCACAAGUCAAGCCCUAAGGGCAAGUCGUCAAGCAGGGGAAGCCCUCGCAGAAAGGGCGCUAGCUCUGCUGUAUCAUCGAGUCCCAGAAGAGGCAGUGAGAGUCCAUUGGGUAGUAACUAUGGACAGCAGGGGGAUGACGGCUACUCCAGGCGGAGGUUAGCUCAGAAGAGCCCAAGUCCUUAUGGGGAUUUGUCUCGCCGCAGCAGGCAAAGGUCGGACAGUCCAUAUGGCAGCAGGCACAGGUCCUCAAGCUUUGAGAGGGACAGCAGCCCUUAUUUGAGGAGGCGCUCCAUCAGCCCCUAUGUUAACCGCAGGUCCUCCAGCACCAGCCCCGUGUCUCGACGCUCGGGCCGUUCCAGAAGCCGCUCCCCACUGCCCUACUCUUCUGGUCGCUCCUCUUCUCGUUCACGCAACAAGAGGCAUACUUCUUCAGUUUUAGGAGGUGGCGGCUCCCACAGUAGUCGUCCAGCUAGCCGCUCCCCUCCUUCCUCCCGCUUGCCCCUCACCUCCAGUUUGGGUGCAGAGCUUACCCGCAAAAAAAAAGAGCGCCUAGCUGCUGAGGCGGCUGCUCGCACCAACGCCAGUGGUACUGCUUCCCCUCUUCCAUCCACUCAAAAACCUGCAAGUUCCACAUCCUCACGAUCUGCUAAAACUGAGCCGCCACAGAUAGAAAGAGACUCUGUUGCAAAGGUAGAAGCCCAGGCAACUGCACAAAUAGCCUCUGAUACUCCCAAGAGUGAAGAUCAAGUUACAGCACCUUUACCCUCCUCCCCUACCUAUUCCCCUGCUCCUCCUCCUCCCGAGCCCUCUCCUCCUGUGCCCCCCUGUCCCAUCACACAGGUGCCACCCCCACCACCGCCUCCUCCUCAGCUGGAAGCAGUUAAUCAGUCCACCACACAUCACAUGUCCCAGACAAAAUCACCCGGGUAUGUUCCUACGCGCAGUCCUGUUCGUCAGACACCACUCCACAAGACAUCAACUCUCCCCCCCCUGCCUUUACCACCUAUGCUGCUGGGAAAUGCUCAGGACAGUCCAAAGAAAUCCACCCCUCCCCAGAGGCCAUCAAGAAAGGAGAAGAUGGUUAGCAGCCGGCCUUCUCUUAUUGAUCUUCCUCUACCGCCCACUUUGCCUGGAGCUGACUUGUCGCCCCCUCAGUCGCCUGUCCGGCAGCCGCCUCCUGUACCCCAACUGCCCCUCAAGAAGAGACCAAAGAUUUGUUGCCCACGAUAUGGUGAGAGAAAACAUAACCUGAGUGACUGGGGCAAACGCUGUGUAGACAAAUUUGAUAUAAUUGGGAUCAUAGGCGAAGGCACAUAUGGCCAAGUGUACAAGGCAAAGGACAAAGAUACAGGGGAACUUGUUGCUUUGAAGAAAGUGCGUUUGGACAAUGAGAAAGAGGGUUUCCCCAUCACUGCCAUCAGAGAGAUAAAGAUUUUGAGGCAGCUCAAACAUCGUAGCGUUGUCAACAUGAAGGAAAUCGUUACCGACAAGCAGGAUGCACUUGACUUUAAAAAGGAUAAAGGUGCAUUUUACUUAGUAUUUGAGUACAUGGAUCAUGACCUGAUGGGCCUUCUUGAGUCGGGCCUAGUCCAGUUCUCCCACGAACACAUCCGCAGCUUCAUGCGUCAGCUUAUGGAAGGUCUGGACUACUGCCAUAAGAACAACUUCCUGCACAGGGACAUCAAAUGCUCCAACAUACUGCUCAACAACAGAGGUCAGAUCAAGCUGGCAGAUUUUGGUUUGGCUCGACUUUACAAUUCUGAGGAAAGUCGACCGUAUACUAAUAAAGUAAUCACACUAUGGUACCGUCCCCCUGAACUACUGCUUGGGGAGGAGAGGUAUUCCCCAGCCAUUGACGUUUGGAGCUGUGGGUGUAUUCUUGGAGAGCUCUUCACUAAAAAACCCAUCUUCCAGGCAAAUCAGGAACUUCUACAACUGGAGCUCAUCAGCCGUCUGUGUGGAAGUCCUUGUCCUGCAGUGUGGCCUGAUGUCAUUAAACUUCCACUCUUCAACACCAUGAAACCUAAGAAGCAGUACAGGCGGCGGCUACGAGAGGAGUUUGCCUUUUUGCCUACUUCUGCUCUGGACCUGCUGGAUCGAAUGUUGACCCUUGACCCUUCACGUCGCUGCACAUCAGAGCAAGCUCUUCUCAGUGACUUUCUUACUGAUGUAGAUCCCGGCAGGAUGUCGCCACCAGAUCUUCCUCAUCAUCAGGACUGUCAUGAGCUAUGGAUUAAAAAGAAGAGACGUGCGCGUCAGAGUGGGUUGUCUGAGGAUGUGCCUGUGCCCAAAGUGCCCCGUAAAGAUAUCGCUGGGUCCUCCAGCGGAGAAAACAGCCAACCCCACAGCAGCCCGCCUGGAGCGCUGCCCGCUCCCCCAGGAAAGCCGCCCUCCACAGCCAAAUUAGAGACUGAGCUGUCAGGUCUGGGAGCAGCUGCAGAGCAACUGAAUCAAACAGAGCUGGCUGUGCUGCUUAACCUCCUCCAGGGACAGACUGACCUCAAGCUGCCCCAAGUGGCCCAGCUCCUUAACCUCUCUGACUCAGAAACUGUCAGCCAGUUGUUAUCAACUAUUAAUGAGGCCUCUGCCCACCAGGGGGCUCCAGAGGACCAGACUCAGCCUCCUGCUAUGCCCCAGCCACCAGAGCCGCCUCCUGAACCCCAGGAGGCCUCACCCACAUCUGGAGAAGCUCCUCUCAGCCAGGAAGACCAGGCCAGCCUGCUGGCCCUCAUUCUGGGCCAAAUCAUAAAACCUGAAACCGAGGAGCAAAGCGACGAAAGCAAUGGCGUUAAGUCAGAGGAGGCGAUCACGCGUGGUUCGUCCGCUUCGACUACUGAUUCCAAGGAUGGUGCUGUGUCAAAAAGGAAACAAGUUUUGGCCAACCAGUUGCCUCCAAGCGGUGAACUGCGCCCCCCCUCCCCACCGGGGUCACCUCCACCAGCUCCUCUCCUGGUGAACUCCCAACAAGCUGAGUCAGAAGCCCAGCCUAACAACCAGGACAUCAGCCCUGCUGUGGCUGCUGCCUUGCUCCAGCUCAUCUCUCAGCCGGACCUGGAGGCUGUGGCCUCCAAGCAAAGCAAAGACCCAUCCCCGGCUGUGGAUGCCGCAGGCUGUGAAGAGCUUCCCCCACCCUGGGUUGCAGACUCUCCCAUUAAACCUUCCGCCCCUGCUGAGUCGCCAGCAGCGGCGGGUACUGCUGCUCCCACCACUUCAUCUCAGUUCCCAAAGGACCAGGACCUGCGGUUUUCCCAAGGAGCAGCCCGCUGAACCUGAAUCCACUGGUGACCUUAAUGUUGGGUAUCCUGGGACAGUUCCAGCAGUCCUGGCCUGAAGGGAAAGACUGAUGGGGGAUAAAGCCACAGAAAGUGACUCACUGGACCAACAGCAGGUAGUGAAAGUCAAAUCAAAGAUUAUGAAAGUGAAUGUUUAAUGAAAGAGAUUUAGGGUUUUUUUCAGGUAAUAUGAUGAACUUUUUUUGCCUAAUGGAGCAAGUUGUUCUGUUCCUUUGGUGGGACGGUUUGGACACGGGGUCAGUCUGUCCAGAAAUAGUUCAGGUUGCAACACACGCCGCCUCCAAAUCUUUGCUCAUUUCUCCACACCGAAGAGGCUGGACUCCUAAACUGAGUGCUUUGCAACUGAAGCUUAAUGCUGAGUACUAUGAGGUCAUUUCGCCCCCUCUAAAUGAUUUUCAGUUUCACUCCAGUGGCCCCUUUCAGUGCGAUUAUCAGUGUUACGGAGAAAAGGCGUUUUUCAGUUUAUUCUUCAUGCUAGCUCCCCCUGUUUUCAGCCUGUUACCGUUGUGACACCAGCAGCCCUUUCCCGAAUGAUCUCGGUCAUGUGGGAGAAUGUGGCUUCAGAUCCACUUUGAGUGACGACUGUGUUCCUUUUUCAAAGCUUUUGUUUUGAUUUAGACCCAAAAACAGCCUGGUAUGUACUGUCCUACCUGAAUUUUGACCCUCCUACAUGCAGCGAUGGUUUUUGUUGUUAACAAGUCUCUAGAUCUCGUGUUUCUCUCUCAAAAAUGAAUUAUAUCAAAUCAUUGAAAAUGACAGCUUUGCACAUGCUAUAUUCUGCUAGUUAAAGUUAAAAGAAAAGCGCACACAGAUUUACCUGGAUUUUCCUGGUGGGCCCUAAACACUUCACCUGCCUGAAAACCUUUGCAACAAGUUGUUUUCCACCUUAUUUUCUUUGUUUUGCCGAGAUUCUUUUCUACAUGAAUAAAGUGAUAAAAUGCUCAGUGACGGUCAGCCAUUCUGUUUCCGUUUUUUGCUUUAGAAAAAUAAAGGGAGAACUAACGUCUGUAAAAUCAAGACAGAAAGAAAACAAAGACAAAUCUCUGUUUUUUUUGGGGUGUGGGCAGUUUAUUAAAUGAGGUUAUGCCACAAGAUGAACUUUUUUAUCUACAAUUUCUGUAUGUUUCUGUGUGAAGUGACCACUAGAUGGUAGUCCAAACAGGUUUUUUCGUUAAACUUGAGAACUGCAGCUUGGCCAGGUUAAAAGGGUAAUAAACACACUGAUUGUAGGAUACUAGCUAGUGCGCAAUAAAAGAUUACUGGAAUCCUGAAAGACAGCAUUCAGAUAUUUGCCCUUGUUUUUUAUUCGUUUGGCAUUUUAUGUUGCAACACAACUCAAAUUAGAUUGGAUGGAGAUAAUCCAAUCUGAUGUUCAAUUCUUGCCCGAAAUUCUCAUUUAGAUUUAGCUCCGGACUUUGACUGGGCCAUUCCAACACUGAUAUGCUUUGAUUUAUAUCAUUUAAUUUUCUCUCUGGCUUCAUUUUUGUUCUGCUUAAAGUGGAACCUUUGACUCAGGCUCAAGUCUUUCACUGUUUUAAAAAGUUUUUUUUUUUUUUUUUUCAGAUUUGCUUUUUAUUUUACCUCCAUCCAUCUUCUCUGAUCAGACCACAGCAUGAUGCUGCCAGUACAUUUUUAAUGCUAGGGAUGGUGUGUUCAGGGUGGUAUAGAAGCAGAAUAAAAAGUUCAGUUUUGGAAUAACCUCACCAGAGUGUAGUGCACAACUCAUAUUUGUCCUUCCAACAGAUUGUCAUCCCUGAGCUGGAUCCUCUGUGGUUCUUCCAGAGUUACGGUUGGUGUCUUGGCUGCUAAUCUAAUUAAAAUCUUUAAAUUAAGGGUCAGACUAAAGGGUGAUGAGCACAAAUGCAUGCCAUACGUUUCCAAUUUUUAUUUGUAAAAAAAACCAAAAAAACAAAAACAUUGUAAACCAUGUAUCUUUCUCUUCCACUUCAAAAUUGUGCAUAAUGUGUGUUGGUCUAUCACAUAGACCUUAAUUAAACACAUUAAAGUUUGUGGUUGUAACACUCUGCAAGCAGCAACCUGCUCACCGUAUGGGAUUAAAAAUCAUUGUCAGAGAUGCACCAAUCAUGUUUUUCUUGCCCAAUACAGAUUUGUGUUUAUCGUCCACUCUGUUUGGCCUGUUCAGAAAUUUCUUUCUAUAGAGUACAAAAAAUAAAACCUAUUUGUGCGUUUUGUUCAAUUAAAUCCGGCAUAUAUCAUAAAACAUAAAUAUGUCAUUGCAGGUCUUUUUAGAGAAGUGGUUGUUAUGAUUACAACUGAAAAGGGGUUAGAAUAAUAUCCUCGUAUAUGCAUUUAAUCAUAUGUCCCCAACCUUUAUCUGAUUUUUAAUAUUUGGGAAAUGUGUUGUGAGCUCAUACAUUUAUAGACUUAAAUAAAAGUGGGAGUUUUCACUUCUAGCACUUUUAAUAAAAUGAAAAAAAAUUGGACCUUCAGUAUUUGUUGCUGAUCACCGUUCAGGGCCGACUGAUCCAAAGUCCGAUCAGUUGGUUUUGUAUGUAGCAUAGAUGCAUAAACAGCUGAAUUGCAGAUUUUUUAGUCAGCAGACUGAUAAUAUUGCUUCAAACCCAAUCAGCAUUGGAGUAAUUAUAUUCGGACCCAGUCAGACGGAGACAUGAUGUCUCUCGACGAUUGGUACUCCCUGUAUAUCAAUAAUAUUCAUAUUUCGGUUAUUUCCCCACUUGGUUUGAUCUCUCAAUGAUGAUCCCGACAGGCAGCCAGGGAUCAUAAACCUUAGAUGGGCAAACGCAGAAGCUUCCAAGGAUCGUGCAGACUGUGUGUGUGUGUGUGUGUGCUGAAUUGGCUUCACGCACACCCAGACCAGCUCCUCACUUGGCAAGCUUACAGAGCCGCUUACCCCUCUGGCCCAGCGAGCAGCUGAGCCCUCUGGGUGAGAUAUCCAUUCAGAGAGGAGGCAGAGGGAGGCUCACCUGCCCUCUAGCACAGGCUCAGUGUGAAUGAGAUGAGACGGUGAUGCAUUCUGUCUGAUGCCUCUCCCCGUCGGGACUCCAAAUAAUAGUGAAUGUGCCCGCAGGGAGUUUCCACUGGAGGAUGUAGUGGGCAAUGCCACUGCCAAGUCACAAAGACGAGACGAAUAAAUCAGGGCUGAGGAGUGACGAGAGGGAGGCGAGUGAGGCAGUGCCAUUCAUCAGAAAAGCACCUUAUGGGGAAUGCCCAAAAAUGUGCCAAUCUGAAGCUUGUCGUCGCCAUGGCAGGGACAGUCGGCGGCGAUCAAAAUGGAGGCUCCAUUUUGAAUGCUGGCACUUCAGUCAGCUGCUGCAAUUCUGGUAGAUUUCCAGACAAACUGUGAAAUAACCGAAAGUCUGUUUCGGUAUAUUCACGCUAAAUUGAUUGAAUGAAUAUUUGUAUUUUUAUGUCAGAUUGAUCAAAAUUUCUCAGUGCCUCUCAGAUCUGAUGACCAGCAAUAUUAAACACCUGGUUUGGAUCCCAUCUCACAUUUAAAGGAACUUUUAACAGUCCAGACUUAAGAGAAAAUGCAAAUCUUACAGCCAGAUUUCAUCAUAGAGACAUAGAAGCAUUUUUUAAGUUCUCUACAAGCUACAGAAUGUUCCUUUAAUGUCACAUGAGCAUUGUUUGUCUCAAUUUGAUUGUGAUCUGUCAGCAAACUCAGUGUACUGUUCACUGUUGAGUUUAAACUUCCAGUCUAGUUUAUACUUCCCUUGAAUAAGUUUGACAGAAUUUUCAGACUGAAGAUACAACUAAGCAUAACCUCUGAAAUGUUUCAGAAAUUUCUCCAGUUGUCAGAUCUCAUUUCAAGAUUUAAUUUCAACGUAUAAAAUGGUAUCAAUAAAAAGUUCUUAACUGCCUUCUUACAGCGUAUCACAGCAAUGAAAACGUGUGAGUGUGUGCAGUCUGCAGUCGUCUUUGUGAGCAAUUUGACGGUUUGAUGAUCGAGGCUGUUUGAUCAGCUUGUGAACUCAUUGAGGAGAGGCUGGGAACUCCACAGCUCCACAUCCAAGACGAGGCGAAAUGCAACAAAACAGGCAAAUAUCAGUCCAGAACACCAAAUAUUGACAAAUGUAUACAUUAAAAGUAAAGCACAUUU